This is a messenger RNA of Phyllostomus discolor (pale spear-nosed bat), 5737 nucleotides long. It is a transcript of the gene FMN2, whose product is annotated as formin 2. The record is from RefSeq and is a predicted model, not a curated record. Lineage: Eukaryota; Metazoa; Chordata; Mammalia; Chiroptera; Phyllostomidae. Gene Ontology annotation, biological process: intracellular transport. Gene Ontology annotation, cellular component: cytoplasm; endoplasmic reticulum membrane; nucleus.
AGUCGCCGACGCAGCCGCCGCGCGCAUUGUGCAAGCGGCUGCAGAAGAGAGCGCGGCCGGUGGGGCUCGCGUUGGCCUCCCUUCCCAGCGGCUCGCCCGGCAGCCUGACUGGCCUGGGAGACUCCCCCGCGCCCGGGCCGGGGGCCCGGAGGGCCGCGAUGGCCUGAGUGUCCGAGGCGCGGCGGCGCAGCGGCCGGUGUGCGUGCGACAUGGGGAACCAGGAUGGGAAGCUCAAGAGGAGCGCAGGUGAUGCCUCCCACGAAGGCGGCGGCGGCGCGGAGGAUGCUGUUGGGCCCAGGGAUGCGGAGGCCACAAAGAAGGGGAGCGGGAGCAAGAAGGCGCCGGGCCGGCACGGCAAGGGGGGCGGCGGCGGCGGCGGCGGCGGGGAACCCGGCAAGAAGAAGAGCAAGUCGGAGUCCAGAGCCUCGGUGUUCUCCAACCUCAGGAUCAGGAAGAACCUGUCCAAGGGGAAAGGCGCCGGCGGCUCCCGCGAGAAUGUGCUGGACUCCCAGGCCCUGCAGACCGGCGAGCUGGACAGCGCUCCCUCCCUGAUCACCAAGACCCCGGACCUCAGCCUGUCCGCGGACGAAACCGGCCUGUCGGAUACCGAGGGUGCCGACCCUUUUGAGGUGACCCGUCCGGGUGGCCCGAAGCCGGCGGAGGCUGGGGUUGGGGGCCAGGCUGUGGCCGAGGAUUUGGAAACUGCGGCAGGGGCGCAGGAUGGACAAAGGACCAGUUCCGGCUCGGACACAGACAUCUACAGCUUCCACUCGGCUACGGAGCAAGAGGAUUUGCUCUCAGACAUCCAGCAGGCGAUCCGCCUGCAGCACCUCCACGGCGCCCAGGAGCCGGCGGUGUCCCCCGUCGCCACCUCCCCACAGCCCGGGGCCUUCCUGGGCCUGGACCGAUUCCUGCUGGGGACGAGCAGCGUGGCUAGGGAGGCCCCGGGCAGUCCCGACACAGAGCCGCCGCUGUCAGCGCUCUCUGACCUGCCCGAGAGCCCGGGCGCUGAGCUCCCGGUGCCCGAGCCACCGCCGCCCCCCAGCGGCCGCCGAGCCUCGGAGGCGCCCGUCCUGCCGGUGGCUCAGCCCACGGCCAUGGACUCACCACCCUCGUCCACCGUCUUCCAGUUUCCCGAAGCCGGGCCCGGAGAGGGUGCGGCCAGAUCCCCUGUGCAGAGGGCUGGGGACACGGAUGAGGAAGGCGAGGAGGAUGCUUUUGAGGAUGCUCCCCGCGGCUCCCCGGGGGAGGAGUGGGGCCUGGCGGUGGAAAAGGCCUCGCAGGGGCUGGGGGGAGAGCCGGAGGAGGAGGGGGCGCGAGGGCCCUGCGCUCCGGCGGCCGCCUCCCUGCCCGGCAGCCCGGCGCCCAGCCCGCGCUGCUCCAAGCCCUACCCGCUCAUCACCCCCUGCUACAUCAAGACCACCACCCGGCAGCUCAGCUCGCCCAAUCACUCCCCGUCGCAGUCCCCCGACCAGAGCCCCAGGAUCAAGAGGCGGCUGGAGUCCUCCGUGAGCCGGGGACCCAGAGCUGCCCUCGCCUCCGCGGCCGCCCCGGCCAAGAAGCACCGGGCCGACGGCAGCCUCGCGGGUGGCCUGAGCCGCUCUGCGGACUGGACGGAGGAGCUGGACGCUGAUGCGCCCCGGGCGGGAGGCUCGGCGCACUUGCUGGAGCGCGGGGCGGCCGCCGACGGUGGGACGCCCCCGGCGACGGCGGCCAAGGCGUCGGGGGCGCAGGCGGCCGCGGACGGCUUCCAGAACGUGUUCACGGGGCGGACUCUGCUGGAGAAGCUGUUCAGCCAGCAGGAGAACGGACCUCCGGAAGAGGCGGAGAAGUUUUGCUCCCGCAUCCUCGCCAUGGGUCUUCUCCUUCCCUUCAGCGACUGCUUCAGGGAGCCGUGCGGUCAGAACGCCCAGUCGAGCUCGGCUCCCUUCGACCAAGAUCAACUUUACACCUGGGCUGCCGUGAGUCAGCCCACGCACUCGCUGGACGACACGGAAGGGCAGUUCCCCAGGCGAGCCCCGUCUGUCCGGCCACCACCCGACGUGCCUGGCGAAGAACGCAGGCCCGAGCAUGCUGAAACAGAAUCCCAACCUGCUGUUUCGGAAACUCUGAAAAACUGUUCAGACGCUGUUCAGCAGGAAGUUGUAGACAUGAAGUCCGAGGGACAGGCGACCGUGAUUCAGCAGCUGGAGCAGACCAUCGAGGACCUGAGGACCAAAAUCGCCCAACUGGAGAAGCAGUACCCUGCCGUGGACACGGGCGUGGCCAGCGGCCGGCCUGGUGUGCAGAACGGAGUGGCGCCCUCGGACGAGGUCUGCCUGGAAGCUCUCAGGUUAGGACACACGGACGUACAGCCUCAGAGGAUUUUACGGGCGCAGUCGAUCCAGACGUCCCCCACGGAGGAAGGGGGGCUCCCGGCGCUGCCUUCUGUGACUGCGCUGCCAGAGCCCCCCUCCUGGCCACCGGGGGCUGAGAGCGGAGUCGCGGCUGUGCCACCCCUGCCUGCGGGACCUCAGACAAAAUUCUGUUCGGAGAUUUCUUUGAUUGUGUCUCCAAGGCAAAUAUCAGUGCAACUGAACGCACAUCAGUCCACCCAGCCUCCGCCACCGCCACCCCUGCCGCGGCCGGACGGUCAGGCACAGGCCGUGCCCGGGCCUUCCCAGCCUUCCUUUCAGACUCAGCUUGACACCAGCCACGAACAGUCUGUGUCAUCGCCCUUUGAGGACAGCCCAAACGUCCCACCCCCGCCACCUCUGCCUUGCACUGGGUCUUCCAGCUCCAUGCCUGGCCUGUGGUGCCUCCCCCCGCCCCCUCCCCUCAGUACCGCGGUCCCUUCACCUCCGUCUAUGCCCAGUACAGAGAUGCUGCCACCCCCUCCCCCACCUUUGCCCGGUGAGGGGAUACCUCCUCCCCCUCCUCUUCCUGGAGUGGGAAUACCUCCUCCCCCUCCUCUUCCCGGAGUGGGGGUGCCCCCUCCCCCACCCCUUCCUGGAAUGGGGAUACCCCCUCCCCCUCCUCUUCCUGGAAUGGGUGUACCUCCUCCCCCACCUCUUCCCAGUGUGGGAAUACCUCCUCCCCCACCUCUUCCCGGAAUGGGGAUACCCCCUCCCCCACCUCUUCCCGGAAUGGGGGUGCCUCCUCCCCCACCUCUUCCCGGAAUGGGGGUACCACCUCCUCCACCUCUUCCCGGAAUGGGGGUGCCUCCUCCCCCACCUCUUCCCGGAAUGGGGGUACCACCUCCUCCACCCCUUCCUGGAAUGGGGAUACCUCCUCCCCCACCUCUUCCCGGAGUGGGGAUACCCCCACCUCCUCCUUUGCCAGGUGGGGGCAUUCCACCUGCUCCGGCUCCUCCUCCCGGUCCUGGAACAGGCGUCCCUGCACCCCCACCCCCACCCCCACCCCCACCCCCACCCCCACCCGCCCUGCUUCCUGGAUCAGGCCCUCCACUCCCCCAGCAAGUUGCGGGUGGCACUUUACCAGCACCACAAGUGUGUGGAUUUCUUCCCCCUCCGAUGCCGACGGGCUGGUUUGGCUUAGGGAUGCACCAGGACAAAGCAAGUAGGAAGCAGCCCAUAGAGCCUUGUCGCCCGAUGAAGCCUCUGUACUGGACGCGAAUUCAGCUGCACAGUAAAAGAGACUCCAGUGCUUCGCUUAUUUGGGAAAAAAUUGAAGAGCCAUCCAUAGAUUGCCAUGAAUUUGAGGAAUUAUUUUCGAAAACUGCUAUGAAGGAAAGGAAGAAACCUAUUUCCGACACCAUCACGAAGACCAAGGCUAAACAAGUUGUCAAGUUAUUAAGCAACAAAAGGUCACAAGCAGUUGGAAUAUUAAUGUCUAGCCUCCAUUUAGAUAUGAAAGACAUACAACAUGCUGUUGUGAACUUGGACAAUUCUGUGGUUGAUCUGGAGACUCUGCAAGCUCUCUAUGAGAAUAGGGCACAGUCAGACGAACUGGAAAAAAUUGAAAAGCACGGCCGGUCCUCCAAAGACAAGGAAAACGCCAAGUCUCUGGACAAGCCCGAACAGUUUCUUUAUGAGCUGUCCCUCAUCCCCAACUUUUCCGAGCGAGUCUUUUGCAUCCUGUUCCAGUCCACAUUUUCAGAGAGCAUUUGCUCAAUUCGUCGCAAACUGGAGUUGCUGCAGAAGUUAUGUGAGACGUUGAAAAAUGGCCCCGGGGUGAUGCAGGUUCUGGGCCUGGUUCUGGCCUUCGGCAACUACAUGAAUGGUGGGAACAAGACUCGGGGGCAGGCGGAUGGCUUUGGAUUGGACAUUCUCCCGAAGCUCAAAGACGUCAAGAGCAGUGACAAUAGCAGAAGCCUUUUGUCAUACAUUGUCUCCUAUUAUCUUCGGAAUUUUGACGAGGAUGCCGGAAAAGAACAGUGUGUUUUCCCGUUACCGGAACCCCAGGACCUUUUCCAGGCCUCCCAGAUGAAGUUUGAAGAUUUUCAAAAAGAUCUCAGAAAACUAAAGAAAGACUUGAAAGCCUGCGAGGUGGAAGCCGGGAAGGUGUACCAGGUAUCCUCGAUGGAGCACAUCCAGCCCUUCAAAGAAAACAUGGAGCGGUUUAUUGUUCAAGCUAAAAUUGACCAGGAGGCAGAGGAGAACUCACUAACAGAGACUCAUAAAUGCUUUCUGGAGACCACAGCCUAUUUCUUCAUGAAACCAAAAAUUGGAGAGAAGGAGGUGUCCCCGAAUGUUUUUUUCAGUAUCUGGCAUGAAUUCAGCUCGGACUUUAAAGACUUUUGGAAGAAAGAGAACAAACUCAUUCUGCAAGAGAGAGUUAAAGAAGCCGAAGAGGCGUGUAGGCAGAAAAAGGGGAAAUCGCUGUACAAAAUAAAACCAAGACACGACUCUGGAAUUAAAGCAAAGAUAAGCAUGAAAACGUGAACACGGAAAAGCAGAUGAGAAUGAGUCUAUCUCUAACCACUUACAACUCGUUCCGCUGACCUGAAGGCGGGAAGGAAACUACAUCAUUUUGAUCAUUUUUCGUCUUUACCUCUUGCAUAAUCUUUGUGUUUCUAGACAGUUCAGCAAUGGUUGAAUUUUACUGUACAUUCAUAUAAAAGUGCAAAAGCAGUAGACCCGUGGAGAAUUUGACACCUUUUCCUUUUUGUAAAAGUUUUUGGUAUUCUGCCGAUAGACCGAAACAGCAUGUAUAAGAGGCGGUGUCUGCGUUAAUUCCAAACAUGCUACACAGGUACCUAAAGUUGACCUUUGUGAGAAUAUCCCAUAUACAGCACAAUUCUUUCCUUUCUACUGACAACCAGUACUCCACAUCGCUGCAUUUAGAUUUAUGGUUAAAAUGUUAUUUCUAGUGAAUUCUGUCAGUUUCACAUCUACGUAUACAUUUUCUAUUCUAAAAUUUAAGUACUAUUUAUGUGUCAUAACUGAGGCUUUCCCAACUUUUGGAGUUGCUCUCCAUAAAUAUAUAUUUGCGAAAGAAGAUCAUUUUUUAACUCAUCAGAUAAUGGGUAGAAAAAAAUAGCAGAAGGGAAUCCCUUUCCUGUGAAUCAUUUAAUAUAGGCAGAAAUCAGAGCUCUGUUUAUUGAGGGCUUGUAUCAGACUGUCGUUGGAGACCCUGCAUAAAACUAAUCUGUAGCAGAAGGAAGUGAAACUAAAGGCGUGCGUCUCUGUGACUUUGCCAUUGCUUUGCACAAAGAAAAUAGGACUCAAUAUUUUGAAGGAAUUUAACUAAAUGAUGCUCAUAAACUUGCCAAACCUGACUAAUUUUUGGCCAGGGG